Messenger RNA from Hirundo rustica (Barn swallow), 1288 nucleotides. RefSeq names its product proline and serine rich coiled-coil 1 (gene PSRC1). NCBI's taxonomy places the organism in Eukaryota, Metazoa, Chordata, Aves, Passeriformes, Hirundinidae. Bases 83 to 946 code for a protein of 287 amino acids. Gene Ontology annotation, molecular function: microtubule binding. The transcript is spliced from 7 exons. The record is from RefSeq and is a predicted model, not a curated record. Gene Ontology annotation, cellular component: spindle pole; microtubule cytoskeleton; spindle microtubule. Gene Ontology annotation, biological process: mitotic metaphase chromosome alignment.
CCUUUUCGCUGGGCCACGCCUUCUCGGCGCGCGCGACGAGCGGGAGCCGGGGGCGGUGAGGUGGCCCUGGUGCCUUGAGGCGAUGGCCGAGGACCGAGAUGUUCGAUUUGUCACCGAGGAGAGUUUCGACUUUGGUGUGCUAUCCCCAUCUGACAGCCAGGAGGAAGAGGAGGAUGAGGAUAGGCCAGGCGGGGGGUGCUGGCACGGGCACAGCAACGGGCGCUGGAGUCCCCUGCACGGCGCCCAUCUGGAAGAGAUGGUGCGGGAAGCCACGCGCCUGGCGGCACAGUUGGAGGGAUGUCACCUGCCCCCUCCCGCCCCCGGAGACCCCCCGGGACCCGCCACCACAUGCCCUGGCACGCCCCGCAGCCCCCGCCGGCAGACCUUCGUGGUGAAGGACAGCCCCGUGCGGGCGCUCCUGCCCACUGUGGAUUCGCAGGGACCUGCCUCCAUCCCCCACCUCCCAACCAAGCCCCGGGGGGCAUCUGCUGCCACCAGUGUCCCCAAGGCACCCCCCAGCCGUAAUUCCACAGCAGCAGCGAAGGGACCCUCUGGGGGCAGGGCGCUGCCCCCCACCCGCGCUGGUCUGCCCCGGCCAUGCCCUCCCCAGGGGCAGGGGGCUGGUGCCCGGGGCAGGUCAGAGCCCCCCCGGGGGGGGACAGCAGGCCAGCCUAAGGUGAGGGGGAGCACAGUCCCCUGCCCCUCCUCCACCCGCCAGCUCCACGCCAGGACCACCACCACUCCUGUCCCCUCUGGCUGUUCCCCGGCACCCCCUGCCCUCCCCAAGGUGUCCCCUCGGACUCCAGCAGUGGGUGGGAGGACCCCCACCUCCAGAGGUGCAGCACGAGCAGCCCCCCCAUCUGCUGCCUCGGGGUGCAAACCAGGACCCCCCCCCGCCCGUCUGCGGCCCACCCGUAAGACGGCGGUGAGCAGCACCCCGAGGUGACACCCCCAAACCACCCCACACCCACCCAGAGGCCCUGGUGGCACCCGGACCCCCCGUAGGUACCAGCUGAGGUACCUAGUCUGGGGCGGGCAGAGCCAAGGCCACCGCAGGGAUGAGCUGAGGCAUGCACUGGGUUUUGGAAGGAGGCAGGCAGCGCCAGGGGCCCCCGGGAGCAGCCAAGGCACCCGUUGAGUUGUCAGGUUGCAGACCAGAGCUGGAACCCCCAGGGAUGAGCUGAGGUUGGGGUGGCAGAGCCAGGGGUCUCCCCAGGGAUGAACUGAGGCACUCAUUGGGUUUUGCUUUAAUUACAAACAGUCCCGUCAGUAGUAGGAAACCUCCCAU